This is a messenger RNA of Rotaria socialis, 1686 nucleotides long. Lineage: Eukaryota; Metazoa; Rotifera; Eurotatoria; Philodinida; Philodinidae. The record is from the annotation of a GenBank genome assembly.
AUGCCGGCCAACUGUCAUGUAACGCCACAAAAUGCUAAAGCUCCAGCUAUUGUUGAAGUAAAUACACUUAGCGAAGACGACCAAGCUAUAAAUCCAGCUGAUCAUUAUGGUGUAACACCAGAUUAUUCCAUUCAAGUUAAUGGUCGAAAUACGAUCUAUUCGAAUGAAUACAUUGAAAGUAAAUACAUGUAUGAAAUGAACCACUGCGAUGUUGAUCAUCAAGCAAAAGAAGUGAAAAUUACUCCACGAAAAUAUCAAUAUAAUUUUCGUACAAAACGUCAAGUACAACGUACAGGUGUUAUGCUUGUUGGUUGGGGUGGUAACAAUGGUUCAACAGUGACUGGUGCUAUCAUUGCUAAUCGAGACAAAAUCACAUGGAUGCGUAAAGAGGGCGAACAGUUUCCAAAUUAUUAUGGAUCGUUAACUCAAUCCACCACGAUUCGACUUGGUAGUAAUACGGAAGGUAAAGAAAUUCAUAUUCCAUUCAAUACAAUAUUACCGAUGUUGCAUCCAAAUGAUAUUGUUAUUGGUGGUUGGGAUAUCAAUCGAGCAAAUAUAGGCGAAGCUAUGGAACGUGCAUGUGUAUUUGAUUAUGCGUUACAAGAAAAAUUGAAACCAAAAUUAAGUAAAUUAAAACCGUUGCCAUCAAUUUAUUAUCCUGAUUUUAUUGCUGCCAAUCAAGAAGAUCGUGCCAAUAAUUUAAUUCCAAAAGGAACUAAACAACAAGAUUUAGAACAUUUACGAAAUGAUAUUCGUACAUUUAAACGAAAUAAUAACUUAGAAAAAGUUAUUGUUCUAUGGACCGCUAAUACUGAACGUUAUACUGAUGUUCGUCCAGGUUUAAAUACAACAAAAGAAGAAGUUCUUCAAUCGAUCGCCGAUAACGACGAUGAAAUUAGUCCGUCAAAUAUUUUUGCUUGUGCAGCUAUUUUAGAAAAUUGCCCAUAUAUAAAUGGUAGUCCACAGAAUACAUUAGUACCAGGAAUAAUUGAGCUUGCUGAAAAACAUAAUGUUUUUAUUGGCGGUGAUGAUUUUAAAAGUGGCCAAACAAAAUUAAAAUCAGUUCUUGCUGAUUUUCUUGUUUCGGCUGGUUUAAAACUUGAAUCAAUUGUUUCGUAUAAUCAUCUAGGAAAUAAUGACGGUAAAAAUUUAAGUGCACCACAACAAUUUCGUUCGAAAGAAAUCAGUAAAUCAAAUGUUGUUGACGAUAUGGUCGGAGCCAACCAUUUGCUCUAUGAUAAAAAAACAAAUGAACAUCCAGAUCAUGUUGUGGUUAUCAAAUAUGUACCAUUUGUUAAAGAUUCAAAACGAGCUAUGGAUGAAUACAUAUCAUCGAUAUUUAUGAAUGGUAUCAAUACAAUCGCCAUUCAUAAUACAUGCGAAGAUUCACUUUUAGCGUCACCAUUAAUUAUUGAUUUAGUUAUUUUAACUGAAUUAAUGACACGUAUUACUUAUAGUACAAAUGACAAUGAAGAAUAUCAAACAUUUGAAGCAGUUCUAUCAAUACUUUCUUAUCUUCUUAAAGCUCCAUUGGUUCCAUCUGGUACGCCAGUGAUCAAUGCACUCUUUAAACAACAUCGGUGCAUCACAAAUAUUUUUUCGGCAUGCGCUGGUAUUGCAAUGGAUACCGAUAUGUUACUUGAGCAUAAAACAAAAUUACCCAAACCAAUGAAAGUUCAACUCUAA